Molecule: messenger RNA, 1795 nt
Organism: Clarias gariepinus (North African catfish)
Lineage: Eukaryota; Metazoa; Chordata; Actinopteri; Siluriformes; Clariidae
Gene: ap2m1b
Product: adaptor related protein complex 2 subunit mu 1b
Exons: 12
Coding region: 179-1492 (437 amino acids)
Biological process (GO): intracellular protein transport; clathrin-dependent endocytosis
Cellular component (GO): AP-2 adaptor complex; cytoplasmic vesicle
Molecular function (GO): clathrin-cargo adaptor activity
Source: RefSeq, a predicted model, not a curated record
GCCAUCUUGAAUAGAAUGAUCUGACUGAUCAGUGACCGCUGGAGUCUUACAGAGCGCGCUGAAUAACACACAGGGCUUUGCAGCGACGGCUUAUUGGGCGGCAUCGGGGCGAUUUUGUGGCAAGUCAGAUAAUCAGUUGAUUCCUUACUAUGGCCUGUAAACAUUGAAAGUGCUCACCAUGAUCGGAGGACUUUUCAUCUACAACCACAAGGGCGAGGUGCUAAUCUCGCGCGUCUACCGAGAUGACAUAGGGAGAAAUGCGGUGGAUGCGUUCCGGGUUAACGUGAUCCACGCACGCCAGCAGGUCCGCUCGCCUGUCACCAACAUCGCCCGCACCAGCUUCUUCCACGUCAAGCGCUCCAACAUCUGGCUGGCCGCAGUGACCAAGCAGAAUGUCAACGCCGCCAUGGUGUUCGAGUUCCUCUACAAGAUGUGCGACGUGAUGACCGCGUACUUCGGCAAGAUCAGCGAGGAGAACAUCAAAAACAACUUUGUGUUGAUCUACGAGCUGUUAGAUGAGAUCCUGGACUUUGGUUACCCACAAAACUCUGAGACCGGAGCACUGAAGACCUUCAUCACUCAGCAGGGCAUCAAGAGCCAGCAUCACACUAAAGAGGAGCAGUCUCAGAUCACCAGUCAGGUGACCGGGCAGAUCGGGUGGAGGCGCGAGGGCAUCAAGUACCGUCGCAACGAGCUUUUCCUGGAUGUCCUGGAGAGUGUGAACCUGCUCAUGUCACCCCAGGGCCAGGUGCUUAGUGCCCACGUCUCAGGCCGUGUGGUUAUGAAGAGCUACCUGAGCGGAAUGCCCGAGUGCAAGUUUGGCAUGAAUGACAAGAUCGUCAUCGACAAGCAGGGCAAAGGGGGCACUACUGACGACGCAGGCAAGAGUAGUGGGAAACAGUCUAUAGCCAUCGACGACUGCACCUUCCACCAGUGCGUGCGACUCAGCAAGUUUGACUCUGAGCGCAGCAUCAGCUUUAUCCCACCGGAUGGAGAGUACGAGCUCAUGAGGUAUCGCACCACUAAGGACAUCAUCCUGCCGUUCCGUGUCAUUCCUCUGGUAAGAGAAGUGGGACGCACCAAACUGGAGGUGAAGGUCGUCAUCAAGUCCAACUUCAAACCGUCCCUGCUGGCCCAGAAGAUCGAGGUGCGCAUUCCCACCCCGCUCAACACCAGUGGCGUGCAGGUGAUCUGCAUGAAAGGGAAAGCCAAGUACAAGGCCAGUGAAAAUGCCAUCGUGUGGAAGAUUAAGAGGAUGGCUGGAAUGAAGGAGUCACAGAUCAGUGCAGAGAUUGAGCUGCUGCCUACCAAUGACAAGAAGAAGUGGGCUCGUCCACCCAUCUCCAUGAACUUUGAGGUGCCGUUCGCGCCAUCCGGCCUCAAGGUGCGCUACUUGAAGGUGUUCGAGCCGAAGCUGAACUACAGCGAUCACGAUGUGAUUAAAUGGGUUCGCUACAUCGGCCGCAGCGGCAUUUACGAGACCCGCUGCUAACGGCGGCCCCUCAGGUUCGGUCCAGAGGAGAGGAGAGGGGCGUGGCGGGACGCAGACGAGGAGAGAUGAGUCAGCGGAGCCUCGCUGGAGGAGGUGCAAAAGAGGCUCCCCCUUAAUCACUCUCUCUCCCUUCAUUCACCUCCUCUUCCCGUUUUCCUGCGUUCACAUUGACGACAAUAAACAAAAGAUGGAUUUAAAAAAUAAUUGGUUAUUUAGAAACAAUGUCUAGUGGAGAAAACAAAAAAAGGUUCAAAGUAAGUUUCGCUAUCUUUGAUAAUAAAUAUAAAUAUAUAUAUAUAUAUA